AUGGUGAAUCAUCUACCCACUAAAUCAGGUAGGGUUUUAAUGAGCUUAGACAACCUGUAUGACUCCUCAUCAGUUCAAUUGCGAAAUCGUGCGCAUAAUGGUGUUGUGCUUGGAGAUGCAGUGCUGGUGGUGGCAUGUGAUUUUGGAAUCAAGCACAAUAUAUUGAGGCGAUUGGCAAUGUAUGGGUGUAAAAUCACGGUUGUUCCUUCAACAUGGCCAGCAUCUGAGACUCUUAAAAUAAAACCAGAUGGGAUACUUUUCAGCAAUGGACCAGAAGCACCACAACAAGAUGCAACAAGAAGGAGGGGUGGUGUUUUUGAUGUUAUAACGGUAUUAUGGGCUGCCAACUCAGCCACAACAAAAAGCAACACGACCCACACUAUGUGCUCUUAUGUUGUUGAGACAGUGAAGGCUAUUAUGGGAAAUGUUCCUAUUUUUGGAAUUUGCAUGGGACAUCAGUUGCUUGGCCAGGCCUUGGGUGGGAAGACAUAUAAAAUGAAAUUUGGUCAUCAUGGAGGAAAUCAUCAUGUUCGUAACCUCAAAAAUGGAAGUGUUGAGAUUAAUGACCAGUUUUACACCAUACACACAUUUAUAAUUCAACCACACAAAAGACGAACACAAAAAGCACUAUACAAAAAGGUUGGAUCUAGAGAGAGAAAGUCGCUGAAGGAAGCUAUGUCUGUGGUGGAGUCAAGCUCUGCUACUACAGCGGAUCAGAGUAACGUUAAAGGGGUUCUUACACAUGGCGGUCGUUAUGUUCAGUAUAAUGUGUACGGUAAUCUUUUCGAAGUUUCCCGGAAGUAUGUUCCUCCGAUCAGACCUGUUGGUAGAGGCGCUUAUGGAAUCGUUUGUGCUGCAACGAAUGCAGAGACACGUGAAGAAGUUGCCAUAAAGAAAAUUGGGAAUGCUUUUGACAACAGAAUAGAUGCCAAAAGGACUCUAAGAGAAAUUAAGCUUCUUCGUCACAUGGAACAUGAAAAUGUUAUUGCAAUCAAAGACAUCAUACGGCCUCCACAGAAGGAAAACUUCAAUGAUGUUUACAUUGUUUAUGAGUUGAUGGAUACGGAUCUUCAUCAAAUAAUACGCUCCAAUCAACCUCUGGCUGAUGAUCAUUGUCGGUAUUUUCUUUACCAAAUUCUAAGAGGACUGAAGUACGUUCAUUCAGCACACGUGUUGCAUCGUGAUCUAAAACCAAGCAACUUACUUCUGAAUGCAAAUUGUGACCUAAAAAUUGGGGAUUUUGGGCUCGCAAGAACCACUUCAGAAACGGAUUUCAUGACCGAAUAUGUUGUGACUCGAUGGUAUCGCGCCCCUGAAUUGCUCUUAAAUUGUUCCGAGUACACGGCCGCCAUUGACAUCUGGUCCGUUGGCUGCAUCCUCGGUGAGAUCCUCACGCGACAGCCCUUGUUUCCAGGCAAAGAUUAUGUUCAUCAGCUCAGACUUAUCACAGAGCUGAUUGGUUCACCUGAUGAUGCAAGUCUUGGGUUUCUAAGAAGCGAUAAUGCAAGAAGAUAUGUGAGACAACUUCCUCAGUAUCCAAGACAACAAUUCUCUGCAAGAUUCCCAAAUAAAUCCCCUGGAGCUUUAGAUCUGCUUGAAAAGAUGCUUGUAUUUGACCCAAACAGGCGUAUUACAGUUGAUGAGGCGUUAUGUCAUCCGUAUUUGGCACCUCUUCAUGAAAUCAACGAUGAGCCGGUGUGCCCUCAUCCUUUUAGCUUCGACUUUGAGCAGCCUUCAUGCACCGAAGAACACAUCAAAGAGCUUAUUUGGAGGGAGUCUGUCAAAUUCAAUCCUGACCAUCCAAAUCACUGAGAUCUCAUCUCAUCUCUUGUACACCUUACACCAACAAAAUUAUAUGCUAGAAUUGCUCUGUAUUAUCCCUCCUCUCUCCUGUCUCCUCGCAUAAUCUUCUUUAUUACGACAACCGAUACACCAUAAUAAAACAUAAAGGGCUUAUUGGUUUUUUUUUACUUUUCACAUCAUUUUUUUUUUAAAAAACUUUCUGAUUCCAUUUCUUGUAAUAUUCAGUCUUCUUAUGAAAGCCAGAGUUUACCCUCCCUCAUUGCUUCCCCUUCUCAAAUCUCAAUGUUUGAUGACUGCCAGUUACUUGUUGCUUAUUUUUUUUUCUCCUAUUCCUGACCCAAUGUACUAUUGUGACUGCAUAAACUACAACCUUAAAUGCAUCUUGUUUGACCAGCUGUGAAUGAAUGAUAUGUUUGAC
Messenger RNA from Lactuca saligna, 2221 nucleotides. NCBI's taxonomy places the organism in Eukaryota, Viridiplantae, Streptophyta, Magnoliopsida, Asterales, Asteraceae. The record is from the annotation of a GenBank genome assembly.